AUGAAGAGGCAUGUUUCCAAGGUGUGCGUGGUGGCUGCGUAUGCCUGCCAGGAACGCCAGCAGUUGGAGGCAACAGAGCUGCGGAAAGUCUUCGAGGUAAUAAACGCAGGGAAGAGCACGCACAAUGAAGAUCAAGCCAGCUGUGAAGUCCUCUUUGUCAAGAAGAAAGCUGGAGGCGCUAAUUCUACACCAAACAAGAACUCUUCAACAAAACGGAGGUCAUCACUGCCCAAUGGAGAAGGUCUCCAGCUGAAAGACAAUUCGGACACAGAUGGGAUCAACCUGUACUACUGGUCCCUGUUUGAUGGACACGCUGGGUCAGGAGCAGCUGUGGUCGCUUCCAAACUGCUGCAGCACCAUAUCCUGGAGCAGCUGCAGGAGAUCGUGGACAUCUUGAGGAACAUGGCCGUCCUCCCGCCCACCUGCCUGGGAGAGGAGCCUGACAACCCGGCCACCAACCCCAGGACACUGACGCGAGCGGCCUCCCUGCGUGGUGGUGUGGGGGCCCCGGGCUCGCCCAGCACCCCUCCAACACGCUUCUUCACUGAGAAGAAGAUCCCACAUGAGUGCCUGGUUAUUGGGGCCAUAGAAAGUGCAUUCAAGGAAAUGGAUUUGCAAAUAGAAAGAGAGAGGACUGUAUAUAAUAUUUCUGGUGGCUGCACAGCGCUUGUGGUGGUGUGUUUAUUGGGGAAGCUUUACGUGGCAAACGCUGGUGAUAGCAGGGCUAUAAUAAUCCGAAAUGGUGAAGUCAUUCCAAUGUCUUCAGAAUUCACUCCAGAGACCGAACGUCAGCGACUUCAGUAUCUGGCUUACAUGCAGCCCCACUUGCUGGGAAAUGAGUUCACACAUUUAGAGUUUCCACGGAGGGUGCAGCGCAAGGAAGUUGGAAAGAGGAUGCUCUACCGUGACUUCAACAUGACUGGCUGGGCGUACAAAACCAUCGAGGAAGAUGACUUGAAGUUUCCUCUUAUAUAUGGAGAAGGAAAGAAGGCUCGGGUUAUGGCAACAAUUGGAGUGACCCGAGGACUGGGAGACCAUGACCUGAAAGUGCAUGACUCCAAUAUAUACAUCAAACCUUUCCUGUCCUCAUCUCCCGAGGUGAGAGUCUAUGACCUCCUGCAGUAUGAGCAUGGGCCAGAUGAUGUUCUGAUCCUAGCUACUGAUGGACUCUGGGAUGUGCUGUUAAAUGAAGAAGUGGCAGAAGCUGUCACUAACUUUCUACCAAACUGUGACCCCGAUGAUCCCCACAGGUACACGCUGGCGGCGCAGGACCUGGUGAUGCGAGCUCGGGGAGUGCUGAAGGACCGGGGCUGGCGAAUAUCCAACGACAGGCUGGGCUCUGGAGACGACAUCUCUGUCUACGUCAUCCCUUUAAUACACGGGAACAAACAAUCGUGA
Opisthocomus hoazin is the source of this 1398-nucleotide messenger RNA. The record is from RefSeq and is a predicted model, not a curated record. Lineage: Eukaryota; Metazoa; Chordata; Aves; Opisthocomiformes; Opisthocomidae.